This is a messenger RNA of Acanthochromis polyacanthus (spiny chromis), 7883 nucleotides long. Its product is annotated as unconventional myosin-VIIa-like. The record is from RefSeq and is a predicted model, not a curated record. The transcript is spliced from 49 exons. NCBI's taxonomy places the organism in Eukaryota, Metazoa, Chordata, Actinopteri, Pomacentridae. Bases 579 to 7121 code for a protein of 2180 amino acids. Gene Ontology annotation, cellular component: myosin complex; cytoskeleton. Gene Ontology annotation, molecular function: ATP binding; protein binding; cytoskeletal motor activity.
AAAUCUAUUACAGAGCAGCAACCUGUAAAUCACGCCCUGGGUCAGCUCCCCGUCCACCUCCCAGCUGGUCUCUGGAUCUGCCACCAACAGGCUCCACCUCCCAGCUAAUCAGGAUCAGCAGCCAUGAAUGAGGUGCAGUGAGAGAGUCUGCACAGUCCCGUCACUGACCCAGACGUCAGGCUGGAACUGGGCUGCAAACGCCAAAACACCUGCAGGAGGCCGGAACCCCGAUGCAACCAAAGCAGGGGACGUCUGUGAGGAUAAUUUAAACAGAAAAAAAAGAAGACCGAUAAAAGGUAGAAGAAGAGAACACUUCAUCCUCCAAUUUCUUCUUAAUUCAGCCCUUAAUCAACUUCAAAACUGCCAAAUUCUGGACUGAAACGACGAGAAGGAAACCAGGAAGAAGAAGGAGAGGGAACCUUACGAAGUGUGUUGAGGGAUGUUGAGCUCAUGGAAGUGAGUCUCCUUGAUGUUCUUGAUCGAUGAUGAGAUUUUCACUGCCCUCUGUGCCUCUGAAUCCCUGCCAUAGCCCAUACAUGGUGACGUCUGAUGUCCAGGAAUCAACACGAGGCUGAACCAUGGUCAUUGUGCAGCAGGGGGACUAUGUGUGGCUGGACCUUAAAACGGGACGAGAGUUUGAUGUCCCGGUGGGAGCCGUGGUCAAACUGUGUGACUCCGGACAGAUCCACGUUCUGGAUGAUGAAGGCCGGGAACACUGGAUCUCCCCUCAGAAUGCCACCAGCAUCAAGACGAUGCAUCCAACCUCCAUCCACGGCGUGGAGGACAUGAUCCGGCUGGGCGACCUCAACGAAGCCGGCAUCCUCCGCAACCUGCUCAUCCGCUACAACGAGCGCGUCAUUUAUACGUACACCGGCUCCAUCCUGGUAGCGGUGAAUCCUUACCAGCUGCUGCCCAUCUACACUCCAGACCAGAUCCGCCUCUACACCAACAAGAAGAUUGGCGAGAUGCCGCCGCACAUAUUCGCCAUCGCAGACAACUGUUACUUCAACAUGCAGCGGAACAACAAGGACCAAUGCUGCAUCAUUAGUGGUGAAUCUGGAGCUGGGAAGACUGAAAGCACAAAGCUGAUUCUGCAGUUCCUGGCAGCAAUCAGCGGUCAACACUCCUGGAUCGAGCAGCAGGUCCUGGAGGCCACGCCGAUCCUCGAAGCCUUCGGCAACGCCAAGACCAUUCGUAAUGACAACUCCAGUCGCUUUGGAAAGUACAUAGAUAUCCACUUCAACAAGCGAGGGGCCAUAGAAGGAGCCAAAAUAGAGCAGUACCUGCUGGAGAAGUCUCGUGUGUGUCGACAGGCUCCAGAUGAGAGGAACUACCACAUUUUCUACUGUAUGUUGAAGGGCAUGGCUCCAGAGAUGAAAGCUAAGCUCGGCCUCGGUCUUGCCACGGAUUACUCCUACCUCACCAUGGGUCACUGCACAGAGUGUGACGGUCGAGACGACCUCAGCGAUUAUUCCAGCAUCCUGUCAGCCAUGAAGGUCCUCAUGUUCACCGAGACCGAGAACUGGGAGAUUUCCAAGCUGCUGGCUGCCAUCCUGCAUAUGGGAAACCUGCGAUUCGAGGCUCGAACGUAUGACAACCUGGACGCCUGUGUGGUGGUGAGAUCUCCCGACCUGGUAACUGCUGCUUCACUCAUGGAGGUGGAGCCCAAAGAUGUGAUGGUGUGUUUGACCACUCGAACCCUCAUCACACGAGGUGAAAGUGUUGCGACGCCGCUCAAUGUGGAGCAAGGCCUGGAUGUCAGGGAUGCCUUCGUUAAGGGGAUCUACGGGAGGCUGUUUGUCUGGAUAGUGGAGAAGAUCAACGCCGCCAUAUUCCGACCUCCGUCUUCUGAGACCAACAUCAUACGAAAGUCAAUCGGGCUGCUGGACAUCUUUGGCUUUGAGAACUUCUUUGUCAACAGUUUCGAACAGCUGUGCAUCAACUUUGCCAACGAGAACCUGCAACAGUUCUUUGUUCGACACGUCUUCAAGCUGGAGCAGGAGGAAUACAACCUGGAGGACAUCAGCUGGCAGCACAUCGAGUUCACCGACAACCAGGACGCCCUGGACAUGAUCGCCAACAAACCCAUGAACAUCAUCUCCCUCAUUGAUGAAGAGAGCAAGUUUCCUAAGGGAACAGAUGCUACGAUGCUGUAUAAGCUCAACUCACAGCACAAGCUCAACUCCAACUACAUCCCUCCGAAAAACAGCUACGAAACCCAGUUUGGCAUCCAACACUUUGCCGGAGUCGUACUUUACGAGACCAGAGGGUUCCUGGAGAAGAACCGAGACAGCCUCCACACCGACAUCAUCCAGCUCGUCCACUCGUCCAAGAACAAGUUCAUCAAGCAGAUCUUCCAGGCCGACGUCGCCAUGGGUGUUGAGACGAGGAAACGUUCUCCGACUCUGAGCAGUCAGUUCAAACGGUCUCUGGAGAUGCUGAUGAGGACGCUCAGCGUUUGUCAGCCAUUCUUCGUCCGCUGCAUAAAGCCCAACGAGCUCAAAAAGCCAAUGUUGUUCGACAGAGAGCUGUGCAUUCGUCAGCUGCGAUACUCCGGCAUGAUGGAGACGAUCCGGAUCAGGAGGGCGGGUUAUCCCAUCAGAUACAGCUUCGCAGAGUUUGUGGAUCGAUACCGAGUUCUGAUGCCUGGAGUCAAACCUGCUCACGUACAGGAGGACCUGAGAGGAACCUGCCAGCAGAUAGUCUUGGCCCGGCUGGGGAAGCACGAUGACUGGCAGAUCGGAAAGACCAAGAUUUUCCUAAAGGAUCACCACGAUAUGCAGCUGGAGAUCGAGAGGGACAAAGCCAUCACUGAUAAGGUCAUCCUCAUCCAGAAGGCAGUGAGAGGACUGAAAGAGAGGACCAACUUUCUCAGACUGAGGAGCGCUGUGACUUUCAUUCAGAAGGUCUGGAGGGGUUAUCAAUCCAGGAAGAAUUACCAAAUUAUGCGGUCGGGUUUCUUGCGCCUCCAGGCCGUCUACAGGUCCAGGAAGCACUACAGAAGCUACCGGAUGACUCGCCUCCGUGUCACGCUCAUCCAGGCUCUGUGUCGCGGCUUCCUCAUCCGGCAGACGUUCUGGCGGCGUCUCCGUGCCGUGCUGACCAUCCAGGCCUACACCAGGGGCAUGAUAGCCAGACGCCUCUGCCAGCGGCUCAGGGCAGAGCUUCAGCGUCGCUUGGAAGCCGAGCGUCAGCGCCUGGCCGAGGAGGAGCGUCUGAGGAACCAGAUGACGGCUCGGCGGGCCAAAGCUGAGGCCGAGAGGAAGCACCAGGAGCGUCUGGUCCAACUGGUCCAGCAGCAGGAGGAGAGGGAGAGGGAGGAGAAGGAGGAGGCGAGGAGGAAGAAGGAGCUCCUGGAGCAGAUGGAGAGGGAGAAGGAGGCGCCCGUCGACCACUCGGACAUGGUCGACCGUAUGUUUGGUUUCCUGGGGAACGCCGGCCCAUUACCCAACCAGGACGGACAGGCACCAGCUGGAUUCGAAGACUUGGAAAACAUCCCUCGUGGUGAGGAAGCUGAGGAGGAGGUGCUGAACGAAGCUCUGCCGUUACCAGACGAGGAAGAGGAGGAUCUAUCAGAGUACAAGUUCUCCAAGUUUGCAGCUACGUACUUCCAGGGCGUUUCCACUCACACUUACAUCAGACGGCCGCUGAAACAACCUCUGCUGUUCCACGAGGACGAAGGAGACCAGCUGGCAGCGUUAGCAGUCUGGAUCACCGUGCUGAGGUUCAUGGGAGAUCUCCCAGAGCCAAAAUGUCAAAUAGUCAUCAAUGAUGGCAGCGAAAAGAUCCCCGUCAUGACCAAGAUCUACGAAACGCUCGGCAAGAGAACAUACAAGAGGGAGCUGCAAGAGCUGCAGGUGGAAGGAGAGAACAGCUCCAUAGACGUCCAGAAGAGGAACAGCGUCAGACAUAAACUCGUAUCUCUCACCCUGAAGAGGAAAUCCAAGAUCACCGAGGAGGUCACCCGGCGACUCACUGAGGGCGACUACGGCCUGCAGGGGAACAGCAUGCUGGAGGAUCGACCCACCUCCAACCUGGAGAAACUUCACUUCAUCAUCGGAAACGGCAUCUUAAGACCUGCACUCAGGGAUGAGAUCUACUGUCAGAUCUGCAAACAACUCACCCAGAAUCCGUCUAAAAGCAGCCACGCUCGGGGAUGGAUCCUGCUCUCUCUCUGCGUCGGCUGCUUCGCCCCGUCCGAAAAGUUUGUCAAAUAUUUACGGACGUUUCUGAUCAACGGUCCUCCCGGUUACGCUCCGUACUGCGAGGAAAGGUUGAGGAGGACGUUUGUCAACCGCACUCGGACGCAGCCGCCAUCUUGGUUGGAGCUGCAGGCCACAAAGUCUAAGAAGCCCAUCAUGCUGCCGGUGACGUUCAUGGACGGCACCACUAAGACGCUGCUGGCCGACUCGGCCACUACAGCCAGCGAGUUGUGUAACGCUCUGGCUGACAAGAUCAACCUGAGAGAUCGGUUCGGCUUCUCGCUCUACAUCGCUCUGUUCGACAAGGUGUCGUCGCUGGGCAGUGGCAGCGACCACGUCAUGGAUGCCGUCUCACAGUGUGAGCAGUACGCGAAGGAGCAGGGCGCCCAGGAGAGGAACGCCCCUUGGAGGCUGUUCUUCAGGAAGGAGAUCUUCAACCCCUGGCACAGCCCCGCCGAGGACCACGUCGCCACAAACCUCAUCUACCAGCAGAUCGUCCGAGGAGUGAAGUUUGGAGAGUACCGCUGUGAGAGGGAGGAGGAUCUGGCAGAACUGGCCUCUCAGCAGUACUUUGUGGAUUACGGCUCUGAGAUUCUCCAGGAUCGCUUGCUUAGCCUCAUCCCCUCGUACAUCCCCGACAGAGAAAUCACCUCCACUAAGACUGCAGAGAAGUGGGUUCAGCUCAUCAUAAGCGCCCACAAAAAGGGAUUACACAGUAAAAGGAGACUUAGCACGCAGAAGGUGAAGGAGGACGUGGUGGAUUUUGCUCGUUUAAAGUGGCCUUUACUCUUCUCACGCUUCUACGAGGCCUUUAAAUUCUCAGGGCCCAGUCUGCCCAAGAACGAUGUGAUCGUGGCAGUGAACUGGACGGGGGUUUACUUUGUGGACGAACAGGAGCAGGUUCUUCUGGAGCUUUCCUUCCCGGAGAUCACAGCUGUGUCCAGUAGCAGAGGAGGUAAACUCCAGGGUCAGAGUUUCACUUUGGCCACCAUCAAAGGAGACGAGUACACGUUCACCUCCAACAACGCCGAGGACAUCCGGGACCUGGUGGUCGCCUUCCUGGAGGGUCUGAGGAAGAGGUCCAAGUACGUGGUCGGCCUGCUGGACUGUCUGAACCCUGCUGGGGUCGACUCCAACUUCCUGAGCUUCUCCAAAGGGGAUCUGAUCAUCCUGGACGAACACGAUGGAGAACAUGUGAUGAACUCUGGCUGGGCUCACGGCAUCAACGACAGAACCAAACAGAGAGGAGACUUUCCUGCCGACUGCGUCUACGUUCUGCCGACCAUCACCAGACCGCAGUACGACAUCGUGGCUCUGGUGACGAUGACUCCUGAUCAGAGGCGAGAGUCCAUCGGUUUGUCUCAGAUGAACCUCUCUGACCACGAGGACAAAUCUAAGGCCUACACACUGGAGGAGUUCUCCUACGACUACUUCAGGCCUCCUCCAAAGAGCACUCUGAGCAGGGUGAUGAUCUCUAAAGCUCGAGGGAAGGAGCGACUGUGGAGCUGCACCAGGGAGCCUCUCAAACAGCCGCUGCUGAAGAAGGUUCUGGCCCACGAGGAGCUCUCCCAGGAGGCCUGCCUGGCCUUCAUAGCUGUGAUGAAGUAUAUGGGCGACUACCCGUCCAAGCGAGUCCGCUCCGUCAACGAACUCACCGAUCAGAUAUUUGAAGGAGCGCUGAAGGCCGAGCCGCUCAAAGACGAAAUCUUCUGUCAGAUUCUCAAACAGCUGACGGACAAUCACAUUAAGUACAGUGAGGAGAAAGGCUGGGAGCUGCUGUGGCUCUGCACCGGUUUGUUUCCUCCCAGUAACAUCCUGCUGCCUCACGUCCAGAAGUUCCUCCAGGCCAAGAAACAUUAUCCGCUGGCUCCAGACUGCAUGCAGCGGCUCCAGAAAGCCUUACGAAAUGGAUCGAGGAAGUACCCCCCUCACCUGGUGGAGGUGGAGGCCAUCCAGCACAAAACCACUCAGAUCUUCCACAAAGUUUACUUCCCCGAUGACUCAGACGAGGUGUUCGAAGUGGAGUCGAGCACGAAGGCCAAAGAUUUCUGCCACAACAUCUCCGGACGUUUAAUGCUCAAAUCCUCCGAAGGUUUCAGUCUCUUCGUCAAGAUCACCGACAAGGUCAUCAGUGUGCCGGACGGUGACUUCUUCUUCGACUUCGUGAGGCACCUGACCGACUGGAUCAAGAAAGCCAGACAUGUAAAAGACGGUAUAGUGCCUUCACUGACCUAUCAGGUGUUCUUCAUGAAGAAGCUGUGGACGAACACGGUGCCAGGAAAAGACUCCAUGGCUGAUUCCAUCUUCCAUUAUUACCAAGAGCUGCCUAAGUAUCUGCGUGGCUACCACAAGUGUUCCAAGGAAGAGGUGCACCAGCUGGCGGCGCUGAUCUACAGGGUGAAGUUUGAGGAGGACAAAUCUCACUUCCACAAUAUCUCCAAGAUCCUGAAGGACCUCGUCCCUCAGGACCAGAUGAGACAUUUGUCCCCCGAUGACUGGAAGAGGUCCAUCAUGUCGCUCUUCAACAAGCACUCAGGGAAGAGUCGUGAAGAUGCCAAACUCUCCUUCCUCAAAGUCAUCUACAAGUGGCCCACGUUUGGUUCCGCCUUCUUUGAAGUCAAGCAAACAACUGAUCCAAAUUACCCAGAAACCCUCCUGAUAGCCAUCAACAAACAUGGAGUCAGUCUGAUCGAUCCCAAGUCGAAGGACAUCCUCACCACCCACCCCUUCACUAAGAUCUCCAACUGGAGCAGCGGCAACACGUACUUCCACAUCACCAUCGGAAACCUGGUCAGAGGCAGCAAACUGCUGUGUGAAACGUCCCUGGGCUACAAAAUGGACGACCUCCUGACAUCCUACAUCAGCCAGAUGUUGACCACCAUGACCAAACAGAGAACCUCCCGAGGCAACAGCAAGUGAGCGUACGGCUGGAAACUCAUCGAUGGUGGUCGAUCAAUGGCUGCACUCACGCUGAUGGUGAACGGUGACGCUGCGAUGCCAACGUUUUUAUGGCCCUGUCUUAAAACUCACCUAUUGCCUUUAAACGACCAACACGACAUUUCUGUGAUUUUAAGAGCGGUGAGGCUCAUUAUUGCUGCGGUUUUAUGGAUUUAACUCUCAGAGCGACAGUUUCCAGACUUCUCGAGACUCGAUUCAGUGCUGCAUUUUCCAGAAAUGAAGAACAAGGAGGGACAUUUGGGCCCGUUUUUAUCAAGUAUCUCAGAAGGAAAUCAGUCCGAAGCAGCUAAAAAUUCUUAGAAGACUGAAAGUAUUCAGCUAAAUUCAACUUUCUUAGUCCUAGAGCAAGCACUCAACAGAGAGGUCAUAAUCAGGUGUUUGUGUAAUUACAGUUGCUGCCAGAAGGGGGAGACAAAAAUGCUACACUGCAGGUUUGAUUGAAAUUUAGUAAUGACGGCGCCACAUCUAAUCUGACAAAACUCUACAUGUUUGAAAGCACAAAAUGUCACAAAUCAAUCGUUGUGAACCAUUUUUAAGACUCAGUUAAAGAGACGUGAACACAGGCGGCUGCUAAUAUGUUAGCGCUGAUGAAAUUUACAGUCGUGUGGCUGCACAAGUCCUAAAAAACUACAGCAAAAGUGUAGUUUCUUGUCCGUUACUGUCAUCUGUAGAUGGCACAAACUUCUUGAGUAACUGCACUGCUCAUUAUUUUCACUGCAAGAA